Molecule: messenger RNA, 2272 nt
Organism: Erigeron canadensis
Lineage: Eukaryota; Viridiplantae; Streptophyta; Magnoliopsida; Asterales; Asteraceae
Product: rhamnogalacturonan I rhamnosyltransferase 1-like
Exons: 8
Coding region: 441-1994 (517 amino acids)
Cellular component (GO): cytoplasm
Source: RefSeq, a predicted model, not a curated record
AUAAAACAAACAAAAGCCCCAGAUUCUCAUUCAUGAUUCAUUCAUCUCUAACAAUUAUUCACCGGCAAAACCCAAAUUCUUUUCUCUCUCUCUCUCUCACUUCUCCGGCGAUACUCGCCGGAAUCUGAUCGGAAAACUUAUCCAAGAAUCACAUACACUGUAAAGGGUAUCUGAAAGUAUCUUCAUUUUGUUCAUUAAUUCAUUACAUUGAUCAAUUCAAGAACAAAAAAUAAAAGAAGCCAUUUUCAAGAUUUAGUUUCUUGAUUUCAAGUUUGAAGCUUUUUAACAUUUAACAAAUAUCCACAUUACCAAAUCCAAUACCCACUUGUUAUAUUGUCUUUUAGUCAUUUUUUUGGGAUCAAAAUAUAAAUACAGUGAAAAAAUGGAAUCAAGAAAAUAGAGAUAAUGGUGGUGUUGUUGAUAUUAGAAAAAAUAGUACAAUGUGUUGUAGUAGAUUAGUUGAAAGUAAUGAAAAGAAGGAGCAGUUGAAGAAAUUGAAUGAAAAAAUGGGUGGUUGUGUAACAACAUUUACAAGUGUUAGUGGAGAAGGUAAUAAAGGAGAUAAAUCAAUGGUUUUGUCACAACCAAAAAUGAUAAUGUGGAUGACAAGGGGAAUGACAAGUUUGUUGCUAUGGAUAUGUGUUGUUCAGUUAUUGACUGUUGGUGAAGUUUGGGGUCCAAGAUUGUUGAAAACUUGGCCUUCUUGUUAUACACCUUCUCCUUCACAUAUUACUAAUACUAAUAAUAUCCAUUCUUCUUCUUUUUUGGAAUCUAAAGUUUCUCUUCCUCCUAAAAGGGUUUACAAGAACAAUGGUUAUCUAAUAGUAUCUUGCAACGGCGGGCUAAAUCAAAUGCGAGCAGCAAUCUGCGACAUGGUUGCGGUUGCUAGAUACUUAAAUGUGACACUCAUUGUUCCAGAAUUGGAUAAGUCAUCAUUUUGGGCUGAUCCAAGUGACUUUGAAGAUAUUUUUGAUGUUGAUCAUUUCAUCACAUCCUUGAGAGACGAGGUUCGUAUAUUGAAAGAGCUUCCCCCGAGGCUUAAAAGAAGAGUUGAACUUGGAAAAUUUCAUUCUUUAGCACCGAUUAGUUGGUCUGACAUUUCAUAUUAUCAUAAUCAGAUUCUUCCUCUUAUCCGGAAGUAUAAAGUUGUACACUUGAACAGAACCGAUGCUCGACUUGCCAACAAUGGGCUCUCUUUAGAUAUUCAAAAACUUCGUUGUCGAGUAAAUUUCAGUGGUUUGAGAUUCACUUCACAGAUUGAGGAAUUAGGUAGAAAAGUGGUAAACAUCCUAAGGAAAACCGGGCCUUUUUUAGUUCUUCACCUUAGAUAUGAAAUGGAUAUGUUGGCUUUCUCGGGCUGCACACAAGGCUGCAACAGUGAUGAAGUAGAAGAAUUGACUAGAAUGAGAUAUGCUUAUCCAUGGUGGAAAGAGAAAGAAAUUGAUUCUGAUCUUAAAAGAAAAGAAGGGUUGUGUCCCAUGACACCGGAAGAAACUGCUCUGAUUUUGCGUGCAUUGAGAAUCAAUCGUAAUAUUCAAAUUUAUAUUGCUGCGGGUGAAAUCUAUGGUGGUGAAAGACGCAUGGCUAGUUUAGCUGCAGAGUUCCCAAAUUUGGUGCGAAAGGAGAGUCUCCUGGAUCCUUUGGAGCUUGGGUUCUUUCAAAACCAUUCGUCACAGAUGGCUGCACUUGAUUACUACGUCUCUUUAGAAAGCGAUAUUUUUGUCCCAACGUAUGACGGAAACAUGGCUCGAGUAGUUGAGGGUCAUAGAAGACAUUUAGGGUUUAAGAAGACAAUUCGGCUUGACAGAAAGGUCUUGAUUGACUUGAUAGAUCGAUACAGUGAAGGGUCAAUGAACUGGGAUGAAUUUUCAAACAUAGUCCAAGAAGUCCAUGCCGAUCGAAUGGGACGCCCAAGACGGCGAAUGACGAUUUCUGAUCGGCCAAAGGAAGAAGAAUACUUCUAUGCAAAUCCAUACGAGUGCCUGGAUUCAUGAAAAGAUUAACAUGAUCUACCACUGAUUCUUACUGUGAUAGUUGCAUAUUCUGUUUAAUUGUAUACUUACAGUAAAUACAUUUUCUUGCACCAAAUGCAUCCAUCAUGUCCAUAAUUGAAAUGGAUACAAGAGAGGAUUUGGGGGCAUGUACCAUCCAUUUCUUUGAGAGUAUUUGAAUAUAUAUAUAUAUAUAUAUAGUAUACAUAUAAAGUUUCUAGCUUUAACAGUGUCAUAUUGUAAUACAAGCAUUUUAAUAUAGCAUUCUUGAAAUUUUGAUC